AUGAAAGAAUGCUCAUGUAAAAGAAGUGGUGUGUUUGCAUUUAAAACAACACAUGAUGCAGUUAUUUGUGUUUCUAUUCUAAAUAAUAAAGACGAAAAUGGAAUAUCACUCAAAUUAGCUUUUGUUUCUGAGCCACCACAAGUUUCUCCGUCAAAUAUAAAAUAUGGUUAUUCACAACCACACCCAAUGGGUCAUAUGUCUGCCAACCAACCAAUUCUUCCUGCACAACCAAUAACCCCAUUUCCACCAAUUCUUAUACCUCAAACUCUUCCACCUCAAACUCUUCCUCCACAAAACCUUCCUCCACAAAACCUUCCUCCACAAAAUGUUCCUCCACAAACUCUUCCAUCACAAAGCCUUCCUCCACAAAGUCUUCCACCUCAAAAUCUUCCAUCACAAAGCCUUCCACCUCAAAAUCUUCCUUUUCAGCAAUCACAAUUAACUAAUCCAUAUUCUUCUUAUAAACUAGAAUCCCAAAAUAACAACCAACCAUAUUCAUUAAAUGAGACUGAAACAACAAAACCAAUAAAGCCACCAACACACUAUUACAAUUAUUCACAGUGA
Messenger RNA from Entamoeba nuttalli P19, 564 nucleotides. RefSeq lists its product as hypothetical. The record is from RefSeq and is a predicted model, not a curated record. NCBI's taxonomy places the organism in Eukaryota, Evosea, Mastigamoebida, Endamoebidae. Bases 1 to 564 code for a protein of 187 amino acids. The transcript has a single exon.